Messenger RNA from Schistosoma haematobium, 14326 nucleotides. Its product is annotated as Vacuolar protein sorting-associated protein 8, variant 2. The record is from RefSeq and is a predicted model, not a curated record. Gene Ontology annotation, biological process: protein targeting to vacuole; endosomal vesicle fusion. Lineage: Eukaryota; Metazoa; Platyhelminthes; Trematoda; Strigeidida; Schistosomatidae. The coding region runs from base 3567 to 5054 and encodes 495 amino acids. Gene Ontology annotation, cellular component: HOPS complex; late endosome. Gene Ontology annotation, molecular function: protein binding. The transcript has 9 exons.
UGGAUCUACAACGCGUCGAUGAAAGCAGUUUUGCUCUAUGCUUGUGAAACCUGGCCUCUCCGAGUUGAGGAUGUCAAACGACUCUCUGUGUUCGAUCAGUCAGUCAGUCAGCUACAACGUAGGACCAGGCACAUAUAUGCAUCGGUCCAAGUUGCCAUACCUCAUUAACACAACAAGAUGGACACCGGAUUCAUAAAAGUAGUUAAUUCAAAGGUGGUAAUAUAUAAAAGAAAGAUUGCAAUAAGGAUAUAGUACAGGAAGAAAGAAUUAGUUCGUAGAAAGAAAGAUAUUAAGCGAUUUUAAUCUCUUAGUUUAAGGGAAGGCAGAGAGUGUAUACACCGACGCCAUUGUGAUCGAUUCUGAGCCAUGAUACCCAGAGUCUCCAACCAUUGGUUACGAUAGUCGCGCGGACCUCAACCAAGUUGUCUGCAUCUACCAACAUGGCUCAGAUCAGAAGUUACUGACUUCAAGCACUGAUGCCACGUUUUGGUUUCUCUGCUCCUAACUUUCUUCCAGCCAUCUCGAACACCGGUUAGCAUUACACGUCGUGGUAAUCGGUGUUCAGGCAUACGUAACACGUGGCCCAACCAUCUCAUUCGAUGAAGAUUCAUAACCUCAUCAACUGAUUUACCAUCAUUUUCUAAUACCCUGCGUCUAACCUUACUAUUACUUACCCGGUGAUCCCAGCAGACGCCAGCAAUAUUUCUAAGGCAUCUGUGGUCAAAUACUAAUAGCUUACGAGUGUCUUCUACUCUUAAUGGCCAUGUUUCGCUGCCGUAAAUUAAAACAGAAGGGACUGCCGCUGUGUUCGAUCAUCGUUGUCUUCGAAGGAUUGCUGACAUCCAGUGGCAACACCAUGUUAGUAAUGCAGAGGUUCGGCAUCGUGUGUUCGGUCACAGAGACGAUAAUGCAUUUGGUGUCACCUUCUUGAAACACCGACUUCGGUGGCUUGGACAUGUUCUACGAAUGUCGUCUCAGAGGAUUCCACGUCGUGCAUUAUUUGCCGACUCUGGGACUGGUUGGAAAAAGCGGAGAGGUGGUCAGUAUAUGACAUGGUGUCGUGGCAUGAAAGAAAGCUGCAAAGUACUGGUUUGCGUUGGACCUUCACGGCUCCCUGGCUGGGGUCCGAGAGGUGGUGCGACACAAUGGCGAUCAUGCUGUAACCUUCUUUUACUUUCUUCAUAAAAAGUGGUUUUGUCUUCCUCAAUUGAAAGAUUUCUUCUGAUUGUACCUUUCCGUUCCCCCAUUUUUACCACUAUUAUUAUUACACCACCUUACAUCAAUCUCUUCGUUAUUAUUCUCUCCUUUUUUCCCUUCCCAUUAAAUUCUCAUUGUUUUGUGUGGCGCAUAUAUAUUUGGCGCAUUCUUGUACCAAUAUUUAUGUGUUUAAAUAAAUAAAUAAUAAAGAUUAGUUGCUUUAGUAGUUCGCAUGUAUUUAUAAUAAGUAUGGUACGUGAAAUAAUUAUAUAUAUGAUAAUUACGCCUUGUCAUAGUUGCGUGCUUUUAUUGCUACCUGUAUUUUCUCUUUAUGUGAUAUACUAUAAUAGUUAAACGUUAUUCAGUAGUUCAUUUUUUUACUGUAAAUCAAUUGUAGUGUUUUGUUUCUAAUCAUGCUCUCAUCUGACUUAUGCUACUAACUGUAAACCUACGCAAUGAAUUGAGAUUAGUAUGUUAUCGAUCAAUGAAAUGGUUAUCCACCACUCUCGUAGUUUCAUUUUCCUUUAGUCAGCAAAACGUAUAUGUAGUUUACUCAUUGACCAUUUUAUCACCUGUAAAAUUGUGUUCUUAGGUGUACUACAGACAGUUGAUAAAUACUUCAUUCGUAAUUUCAAAAAACAUGUUUUUAUAUUUCUUUUUGACGCUUAAUGGAGUAACUUAUUAUUUUUCUUAUAUAUUUGUGGUUCUCUGUAGUCUUUUCGCAAGUAUGUAGCGAUUGGGACAAACAAAGGUGUCAUAUUUAUUUUCAGUAAGUUCACAUUAUUCAUUUCUAUCAUGCAAGUUUUCCUGCUUUCGUACGUUGUCCCACAUGUAUUACAUUUUUAUAAUACUCCAAAACACAAACAUUGGUACAAGGAGGCACCAAAUAUAUAUGCGCCUUUGUCAUGCGAUUUGUGUGAGGUCUGGAAUACUAUCCAGGCGCCCAAACAGAAGCAGGAUAAUGCUGUUAUAUUAUAUGUUCAGAAGUCAUAAUGUAUAGAUACUUUAUACCUAUUUUAAAAGUUCAUAAUAAAGAGUAGCAAGUGAUCGAAAUCACACAAAAAUUAAAUUAAUAUUAAAGUCGCAAUUAUGCUACAUAAUCUACUUUAAAUAUUUAUAUUUGUUUUUACUGUUCCUCCUGACUGUCUAACUAAAACUGUCACACUAAUUAGCCACUUGGUAGUAUUCAACGCCAUCCUUCUAUUCAUUAGUAAUUCAGAUGAACUGAUCAUCGCCGGAUAUCUCAGUAGCAAUGUUUCUGGUUACGUUAUUAGGUAAUACGAUUCUGAAUUUCUCUAGUCCGUCUAUCCCAUAAAAACAGAUUUAUCUUUCCAAUGAAUGCCAGCGAACACCAAGUCCAUGAUUUCCUACCUAUUUUUUUCCAACUACCUGGCGGUAGUGAUUUAUUAAAACACAGAAAUUAGUAAUUUAAUUGACAGUAUGCGUUUUAUCGCUCUGCCAUUUUUUAGUCAUUUACAACAAUCAACUGGUUGUCUCUAAUUUCAAUAACUUCGACUUGCGUAAAUGAAUAUUGUUGCUAUUUUUCAUUCUUGCUACAGCUGCUUGUAAAUUUCUUGUCGGUUGUAAGAACUAUCACCCACUUCGGUUUAUUAAAACCUAGACAUCUACACUGUUAAGAAACUUUCAAAUAGUUUACCUGCAUACAAUCGUUAAUCAAUAUGGGUUUAACUAUCACUAAGCCGAUAAACCUACAUGAAGUUUUUGGUUGUUUGCUCAGUGAAUUAAAAAUACUGCUAAAAUGGAACACAAUUUUCACACUCCUGGAGUGCUUAGUACCAGGUUUGGCUUAUUUCUUUGAUUGCCAAAAUAAAUAUAGGACAUUUUUUAUUCUUGUAGUCGUGCUCCUUUUCCUUGUUAGGACUUUAUUUUCUCAUCUGUUUUUAAACCUUACCAAUGUUAGAUUGCUUUUGUUUCUUUGAAUACAAUUAAUAUUGGUCCAGGGGCAUUAGUAUUUAAUGUUUUUCGAUAGCAGUUAUAUGCCAAUCUAAACUGAACGCAAUGUCUUCCAACUUACGAGCUUUCUUGUAUCAGUUUUUUUAUAUUACACCAAAGCCUAAACCUAGUUUUAUUAUUUUGUUAGACCAAAUAUAGCGCUAGCAAUUUUUUAUUGUCACUGAGGAAGAUCUAUACAUUAUGUCAACUAAUCAAGCUUCUACUUCGUUGAUCCGAUAUUCAUUGUCAUUACAUGUUUCAACUCUCCAAUUACUCAUUUCUGUUAUGUAGAUUUACAUCAAGUCUUGAGACUUUGUUUUGGCAACAUAAGUCCACCAAAUACUCCUGAAGCAAAAGCUGGGGAAGCUCAAGGCCCAAUAACUGUCUUAAGCCAGAAUCCAAAUGGAACUUUAUUAAUGACUGCGUAUAGUAGUGGUAGAAUAGCUGUUUGGCAAAUUCCUGCUUCAGUCUUAUCUGAGAAAUCUGGACAAGAUACAAUAAUGGGUCGCCAGUAUGCUCCUGAUGACGAGUCAGAUAUACCAGAAACAUCACAGAGAAACGAUGGUGGUCUUAACUCUAUUCAAUUAAAUUGCAACUAUGCACCACAAGAGGUCUCACUGACCCCCAAAAAGAGGGGUUCAGUCUCUUUUUCCAAUAACGGUGGUUAUGGGCGUCUCCUCUGUAUAGUCGACGAUGCUCAUGGAGUUGGUCAUUCAAUCGGUCUUUGUUGUUUUACUACUGUUUCCUCGCUAGCUGCGUGUGUUGACACCGGAGGAUCAGUGUUUCAGCUUAAGUUUACACAAGGCUUAGUUGGUAUGAAAGGCGAAUCUAUAUGUUUCUUUUCUGGAAGUCAUGGAGAAAUAUGUGCAAUGGAAGCCCUUGGAUUGAAUGCGUCGAAAACUAAUGGACAUUUUGAUUCAAAACAGUUAGAUGAUCAACUUAAAGAAGCUAAGCAGUCGAUCCUAAAUUCUUCUGCUCUUCUGGCUCUGGCUUCGUUUACCAAACUGAUCAUUGUACAGUUGCGUCCUCGUGUUCAAGUAUCCCACUGGCAGGUUUUGAAAGGACCACCUGCAUUCCUUCCCUUUUUAAAUUGGUACUGGAGUGCUGAUUCUCCUGAUAAUGCAUUUAUUGCUUUUGGUCGAGGUUCAGUUGUUUACAUUAUGCAAGUUUCUAAGAUUUCCCAGUCAGACAACACUUCUGUUACUUCUUUACGAUUAAAUGAUUCUCCUUUUCCUGAUAGUUCCACCCUCUUACGUUCGAAUACUUCAAAGAAUAGCGGGAAUCGGCUUGGUUUUAGAUUGUUAUAUUCUUUUAGUUUCGAACAAAACUUUCUCAACCUGAAGUGGAUCUCUUUUAAUCAACUUAUCGUUGUAAAUGAAUGUGAACAACUUCAUUUGUUGAAUAGUAUAACUGGGGAAAUGCUAGAAACCAUUGAUAUCUCAAAUAUUCAUCUCCGUCUUAAUUCGGAUUUGUUUAAGUUUCCGAAAAUUAGUGAAGCUCUUGCUGUUGCUGGGGUACGAGCUUGUAUGCAUUCCAUUACUGCUUAUGGAUCUCAGUUAUUGAUCCUCGGUGAAACCGGGUUGUACCUGAUAGCAUUACGUACAUGGAACGAGAGUGUUAUUUUUCUUCUACGCCGUAAACAACUUCAAUUGGGUCUUAAUUAUAUGGAAGCUGCAUUAAAAUCAAUAACAUCUGUCAACCAAACUAAUGUUUCUUAUUUUUCCAAUGAAACAGUAGAUAAUGAUUACAGUGAAUCCUUAUUGUAUAAUCAAAUCCUGACUAUUCUUCAUGACGAGGUGCUUCAUGUUUUAUCGUCUCAGAAUGAUGAAAAUGAUAAUUGGAUAUCGGCGUCUUCAGUGAUUGAAUCAAUUUUUAGGAUAGCUUGCAUGAUUAAGAAGCCGUAAGUGUUUUUUCUACAUAGUCUAGCAACAAAUUGUGUACUAAUUCAAAGACUGUGUUUUAGUCUUUGGGUUUUUGUUCCAUGGGUUUGGAGCUCGUCAGUGAAGAAACGUAAAACCGAGCACAAACACCUAUCUGUCCAUGUUGCUACACUGCGUUAGCACAGUAAGACAAAAUUGUUUAGACAAAUACCAAAGUAGAAAUAUUAGUAAUAUCUUUCAAUGCAAAAAGGAUUAGGGGUAGAAAAUAAGACAGGAAAGGAGAGAGUCAGUUCACGAAAUAAAAGAUUCGAAUAAUUUUCAAACUUGGGAUCUAAGUGAAGAUAAAAAGUGAAUGCAUCUGUGCUAUUGAGAUCAAUCCUGAGCCUUGCAGCCGGACGUCUUGAUACGUUGAUCACGAUAAAUGCUCUGACUUCAAUCGGAUAUUCAACACUUACCAACAUGAUUCAGAGCAACAAGCGAUAAAUUCAUGGAUUGAUGGCACGUUUUGACCUGACCAUCCCUAUUUUCCUCUGGAUCUACUAAUGCUAUGUCAGCCAAGAUUGCAAGUUCAGGUAGGAGGGAGUUGUUGGUCAUACUCACUUAAUACUGUGAACAGUUUUCACAUCAUUCAGUGGAAGUCAGCAAUGUCCACAACCCCUUACUGACAAAAUUAAAAAAGAUUGUUUUCAAGAUAUAAAAAUUACCUUACUAUAAAGUCAUUUUAAAAAUAUUAUGAACUUCUCAAUUAAUAUUAUUAAAUAUGUUUAGUUCUUUUGUAUUGAUUAACCGCUACUGUGUUAAAUGUGAAAAUUGUACCGGGAGCUCACCUCUAAAAAGUUUUCGGGAAAAUAUUGUAUGUUGUAGUGAACCGAGUCAGUACCAAUCCAUGCUGAUUUGCUCUGGGUUGUUGCCUGAUAUUAGCAUUCCUCGUUCAAUUAUUUCUGCUUCCUGUUUUCUGCAAAAAUUUACACUUAAAAUAAUCGACUACUGGAUGAUACCAUUUAUUUUGUUCUUUAGUUUUCCGUUUUACAGUGUGGUGGUUAAAUUAACGACGAUGCCGUUGUGCAUCAUUUUCGAAGUUGCGCUAAGUCAGUCGAGACAUCCUCGAAACUACCAAGUAUUUUCAAAAAUCAGUCUCUAAUUAAGCUACUAUCGAGAUUCGUAACCUUUUCCAAGGACAAUAAUUCAGUAUAGAUUUAAUUCAUGCUUACUGAAUCUUUACUUGGUACCUGACUGUAGUUUAGGUUUACACACCCACUUAAACAGUCCAGUUGAUCCAACAUUAUUUGAGAUUAUGACUAAACUUCUAUUUCCCAUUUUCAAAUUUAAAAAAUAACUACCGACGUAAAUAUAAAAUGUUUUUAGUUAAAAUGACUAGUAAUGAAUUUUCUUUAUAGCAGUUCCUUUUUUGGAUAUUUCUUGUUUUUAUUGCUCAUUACUCUUUCUGGGGUUCAGUCUAUGUAUUUAUCCAUUGGUUACGUGUUUUUUUUAGUGAAUUCAUUUGGUUAGAGUUAUAUCCAGCUGUCCGAAAUCUUCCCCAGUUAGCAUCUGCUUUAUUUAAUGCUAUAUUUUCUAUCUUGAAGUCAUUGCCUCCGUUCGAACAAUUACGUACAAACUGUUCUCAACCUCUACAUGAAAUUAAUUCCAAGCAGGCUUUCAUUCAACUCCCUCCUGAUAUGAGCAAAGAAUUAAUUGAUUGGUGCUUACAUGAAGAUGAUGCGUUAGAGGCAAACAUAGAUGAUAUGAACUCGACGUGCAGUUAUAAUUUAAUUGAUAGAAAAGUUAGAACAGAAAUCUGUCUUCUUCGUUUACACCCAUCAUGCCUGGAUCUAAACUAUGUAAGUCAAAGUCUAGAAAUCCUUCCCUAGAUAUCUUUACUACUUAAUCGUUAUCAAGCUAGUUCUACUUGUUUUUUUUGGAUGGAUUACGGUUUCGAGUAUUGGUCCAAGUUAUGAAGGGUGUUUUUAGAUGGAAAAAAUCUUGCCCUAAGCUUUUAUUUAAUUCUAAAACGUCCAGUCUUCAGAACAUCUCAUCUUCACCUAUGAAACUUGUUUAUUCAGCUAAUAGUUAUCUCAUUUAGUUAAAACAUCAUGUAAAUACUGCCAUAAUCGGUUGACACAUGUUCAGAUAUUGUAGCCUUUUUUUCACAUAUUGAAGUCAGCAUCGAGUUCAGUAGGGGUCAUCAUGCAAAAUACUUUUUAUAAUCCCAUUACCGUCUUGAAAACUGUAAGCUAUUUAUUGUGUAGCGUAAUGUAGUUGUUUCAAUAGUCAAGAUGAUGAAUCAAUUGAAACUAGACCACCAUGGAAAACCUGAAAGCACUGGACGGCCGUUCCUUCCUAAUGUAGGACCCCUCAGCGGUGCACAUCCACGACCCCGCCUCACGGGAUUUGAACCCACGACGUACCAGUCGUGGAUGCGUACUGCUGAGGAGUCCCACAUUAGGACGAAACGGCCGCCCAGUGCUUCCAGGUUUUCCAUGGUGGUCUAGCUUCAAUUGACUUAUGAUCUUAACUAUUGCAGUUACUACAAUCUCCACAAAACCCCUUCUGAUACUAAUGUAGUUAUGUUUGUUUUUCGUCUAUUGUAUUAUAAAGAAACCAUAAAGUAAUGAACACUAAUUCCGUUAUUCGCCAUAAUUUGACAAUUUUUCUAUUCGUUCGAUUUCCCUAACACCAUGCAAAAAAGGUAAAUUUUAACACCCUUAUUUCAACAGCAAGAUUUGAGUUUUUUAAUUUUAACUUUUAAGUUUAGUUACUAUGGUAGUAGGAAGUUGUUAUAUCACAAGGUGAUCUCCCCGACUUUGCGUUACAUCCUAUCUUAAAAUAAUUGAGUAUAUGCGAUACUCUUGAUAUCUAGAACAAAUCCUUUUAACUACCAUAAAUGAAUAUUCAAAGUUCCUCCAUCCAGUAUUACUGAUAGUCAUCCUUCCUUCAUAAAAAAGGUAAAAUAAAUUUUCAAAACAAUCAAAUAAAUUCACUCACUAGGCAUUUGUGUACGAAAAUCGCUAAUACUACCCGGUAGUCCAAAUUGUAGCAGGUAGGGCGGAGUUCGAACCAGGAACUUAGUGGAUGAAAUUCGAACGUUUUGACUAAUCAGCCACCGCACUAAUGUGAACGACGAAACCCACACUAAUCACCAGCACAGCGCAAAUAGAGAACUAAAUGCAUUCUUAAAAGUGAGUUUGUGAUGUCUCUUGAAUAAUUUUUGGUAAUCACAGUCAUUGCAUAAAUACAGAGCUACUAACCUCUCUAGUUGAAUUAAAGAAUGUCUAUUAAAAAUGAAAGCGUGAUAUGAAACAGUAUAAGAAAAACCUGUAGAACUUCAAAUUUUAAAGAAAGUCAUUCAAAGUAAUUCCAAAUAGAUGAGGAUUUAAAUCUCGACAUGAAGGUAAGUUGAUAAGGAUUCCCAAAACUAGGAUUUGUUUUUUUAAUGGAACUUAUAUUUAAGAAGUUGUAUACCACCAAAUAAUUCAAAACAUUUCCCUAAAAUCUAAUGCAAUCAAUUUUACUCCUAAAUGCAUCUUUAACUUGUAGGUUUGCAAUAUUUCUGUAGACACAAAUAGUUUGAUUUUCAAGCCUUGGGUUUAUUUUAGACUUAUACAUUGAUUUUAAUGGUUAUGCUUGUGGAAGUCAGAAGUUAUUGUUUACCACCUAUGUUUUCACGUUAUUAUCCCAUGGAAUAAAAAGACAGAUUGCAGCUGUAAUUGUGGUACAACAAACGUAGUCGUUCGAUAGUACUGAUCCACUUUAAUCAGUGACUUAUGCAACAUGUAAUCAGAUUCUACAUGGCAUUCUCUACUGAUCACUAGUUAAUAAUUGGAACAAUAUCUAUGAAACUCAAGACUUUACCAGGCAAUCAUAAAUGAGCGAUUCGAAAGCUGAAGUUAAAAACAGUCAGAUAUUUGUAGUAUUCAUUUAAACAAACCAUGUGGAAUUCAACUUGCCUUAUGUUAGAAGUACAAGCAAGCAAGUGGCUAAACCAUUAAAGCAAGACCGCAAAUAUUAAAAAGUUUUCGUUUCCCAAAUAUUUCUUGUAUUUGUAAAUAUGUUGGUUUAAAUUUCUAAUCAAAAUGUUGAUAAUCUGUAGAUAAAAUGAAAAUUGUUGUGUUUAGAUUUAACGUACUGAAGCCACAGUAAAUGUUUACCACCAUUUAACGAAUGCUUGUUGGUACUUUCGUUUCCUCAGUGAAAUAACCGUACAAUUACUUAUUUUUCCCUUACGGGUUUUUGAUAAUUAUUUUUAUAGUUACAUUCAGGCAAAUAGCCUGUCUUAUAAAGUAAUAAAAUGUUAUACCUUUAUCGUCUAUUAUCAUUUGAGACAAUGAAUAUCUUUGAAUUAAACAGUAAGCAAUAACAGAAAGGACUGUUCGUUAUUCGUCAUUUGUCAGUUACUUUCUUAAUGAAUUUACUAUUGUACCACUUAGGACAAUUAUUUGGAAUUCAUUUCCUCUAAAAAAUUUCCACUUAUAAACGAUGUCAGUGAUUGGUACGCUGAUAAUUAGGUUACAUUUGAAAAUCUUAUUUAUAUCAUUAAUUCUAACCGUAUUGACCAGUUGAGUCAACAUCAGUGUCUUUAAAUACCUUUUUAAAUAAUUACACUUAUCGUCGGGAUUUCGACAGAAAUUAAGUACAUAUGCAGUAAAAUAAGUUCUAUUUGUUGGGAGAUGUUAAGCUUUUCAAAGUAACUGUCACUCAUUCCGGUAAAAACCAAAUUUCAUCGUAGUUUUGUAGCAAAUAUCAAAGACUACGCAUUCCAAGAAAAGCUUUAUUGAAACUAUUCUGAUUAUCGAUAAAGUAUUUAAUUGUCGCCCCUGUCAUUAGUAUUGUAUAAUUUGCAAAUAAUCCACACAUUUUUCAUUGGAUUUAUGGUGUUGCGGUUCGCUUAAAUCAAUUAACCAGAUCCAAGCAGUAUUUAGACAGCACCGUGAUGUAGUCACUCAACUUAAUGACCGUAUGGUAAACUUAGCUCUAAGGUUUCACCCAACAUUAAACACGAUACAAAUUAUUUGUUGCAACCCAGUAACUGGUUAUUUUGAAAUAUGUGAUUAGUAACUCCGAAAUUCUUUAUUUCUUUCAUUAAACUAACGUCACUGUAAUCUGGUAGUUAGUUUUACAUACAUGUUUUGACCAGUUUUUUUAAAAAUCUAUUUAACAGGCUGUUAAGUUGUGCUGGACCAAUAGUCUGUUCGAUGCCUACUUACAUCUGUACACAGAUAUUUUAAUGGAUUUCGAAACGCCUUUCAACGAUCUCAUACAAUACCUGACCAGUAGUUUGAACGAUUCCAAUGAAGAAACAGAGAAAUAUGAUCGUAACAGAGUAGAAAAAUGUGGACAUUGUUUACUGGUCUUGCUUCGUUCAGCAUUUGCAGGCGAAUCAUUCUGCCAUCAACGUUUACCCUCACCACUGCAUCAAGAUAUUCCCUUAAAGGUUAAGUUUAAUGUACUUCUAAAAUCUUACGUUGUUGUCUAAUCUACGUUAAAUCAAGUUGUGUUUUUGGGAUCCUCUUUUACGUUAUUAAUAGUUGUAUUUAGAAAAUAUUGACGAAAUUUAAGGGGACAUUUGUGUCAUAUUUUCACUCGAAAAAGUGACAUUCGAAUUAGCGUUUUGUUGCUUUACAAUCGAAACCAGGAGGCACAAAUAUUAACCAGGUUUCAGAUAAGCGACUCUUGUCCAACUUUAUCAUACAGAUUAUUUGAUAUGCUUGCAUUGAAUGGUUGAUAAAAAUUUAAUAUAGUUAUCAGUUGGGACGCAUAAAUGUUAGUAGAGCCUUUGUAACCUGCUAUUAGCACUACAACUGACAUACAGGUUUCGCUUUAAACUGAUCUGUUAUCCUCUAUCUGAUUACCCUAUAAUAAUCAGUUUUUGUUCAACUAUUUUGUCCUUCGUAUUACUAACUUACUCGUGUGUACUACCUCUAGGUUUUUAACCUUAUGCUCAGUGAAUCUUUCCUAAACGUAAAAUGUCCACUCAGGUUUUUAAAAAAUGUUAAGUAUCCUGUCUUGCACCUGCUCCUGAAAUACAACACAAUAGACUUUCUCAAUUUACUCACUUUAUCAGCUUCGGAUGAAUUUUUUGCCAAAGGACAGUUGGGGUAAGCAUUCUCCAUCGUAUUUUUUUUAAAUAUAUUUUGAAAUAAACGCUAUUGAUUAUGCCUAUUUGGUUUUCAGUAAAUAGGCAACAGUGACUAAGUGCUUAAACUGUAUAUCUGGAGGUUAAACGUUCAAACUCAUUUUGAUUUAAGCAGCUAAGUGAGUAAUAUCACUAGCCGUAUUAAUACAUGUAGAGUUUAGCUGAGUGCAUUAAUCUAUGGUUCGUUUUUGAAUCACAUCAUUAAUAUAAAUUGUGGUAGUAAGUCAUAUCAAUCAUUAGAGGGGAUCAUUUCUAUUAUAAUCUGUUUUAGAUAAUUAAAAUAACCCAUAGUGUCAUUGAAUAAGAAAAAGAGAACUCAGCGAUGAGAAUUUUUUUGACGAAAUCAUUUACUUAAGCUGUACAUUCGUGUAUAUAUAGUUAUAUGGAAAAUACAUAUCUAUAGGAGGAUAGAAAACAUGGCAUCACAAAAAUGGAUUCGAGACUCUUAUUAUUAAAUGAGGUUACGUACUAAUCAAGGGGUAAGGAAGAAAAUCGUUUGUGGGUCAGAUAAUAGUCCAAUUGACAAAUAUUGAAGAAAAACGACAAACACAAAAGUCAUAAUAAUAGACUGAAUAAUAAUCAAGAAAACUUGUAUGAGGUAACAAUAAUAAUAAGAAGAAGAAUAACUGACUAGAGUUUAAGAUUGCAAAGUAAUAGUUAAAAAAAUUCAAUAAUGAUCAGAUGAAAAUGCAGAAAAAAAUACCAAGAAACAUACCCAUUCAGGGAAUUAGGGCCAAGGAAGGAUGAGAGGUUGGACAAAUCGUUUCUGCACGCAAAGUUCGGGCUUGAGUUGGUGAAUUGCCAAUGCCUCAGCAGUGCAUAGAAUAUUGAUUCGACACCCGUUCGAUCCAUUUCCUUUGACUCUGUAGAUCACUUUAAAAAAGAAUGUUAUAACUGUGAAAAAUGCUGCGGAUUAAGGGGUAGCGAAUUACUGAUCGGACCAAAGACGCAUAAACACGUAGAACGGCCUAGGGUUCUGAUUGGUCCCGCUUCCCUGUCUAACCCAGCCAGUUGAGUCCAGAACACAAGUCACAGCCUCGGACAUAUGAAUCAUUAUAUUUCAAACAUACUUUGUUUAUAUACCAGUCAAGCAGACCACAACGUACCACAAAAUAGAAAAUAACAUUGUACGAUAUUGGCCAACAGGAAAAUAACACGUCAAAUAAAUAUUGACCAAUAAGACGAUACCAUUUCAUGUCCAAGGAUAGCAUUAGACUUAACAGGAUAAUUUUUGGGAUAUUUUCCUGAAUAUCCCAACACCUCCCUUUUUUUGGAGAUCCGGAGUUGAUGUCCGGAUUUUAAAUUUUUGUCGCAUCUAUCCUCCCCCUCGAAAUAAUGUUGGGUCCUCAUAUACCCAAGUAACAGUUAGUGUGACUCUAUUUGAAGCAUAUUUCCCGCAUUGAGUAGAGUCCACUAGAGCUGACUAGAUGGUGAGGAUCAGCGACAGUAAAUAUGAGGUCAUUAGGGUUUGAUUCUUGUGAAACAUUUCCAUCAGAUCUCUUCAAAAUUCCAUUAGUGGAUAAUAGGUCACUAAAAUAAACAGCAUCUAUCAAAAUUGUAUUAGAUUUCUGACCAUUAUUUGAUGUAUGGGACACAUUUUCUGGCAAAACAAGAGGAUCUUUUCGUGAGCUGGAUAUGCUACUGUCUGUACAUGCUGUUUCGGGGAUGAUGGAGUUUGACUCCAUUACCGGGCAUGUUUCUGGAAUAGAAAGUACUGGACCACUGGGCGCAUCAUUGAUGGCUGUUUCGUCUGAAGUACAGUUCAUCGAGGAUUCAUGGAGGCUGCUGUUAUUUUCCAGCUCACUGUGUAAUUGAGAUAUCAAUCCAUCCACUUCCGUCGCGUCUUCAUAGCAUGAGUGAUUUAGCAGCUGCGUGCGGAAUUUGACUAAUAACUCCGAAUGUCGUUCAAAGAGCAGCUGUAAUCGAUCGGAAGGGAGAGUCAUUUUUUCGAAUCAGCACCUGUGAUGAAAAUUACUGUAUGACUAAUGACCAAUGUCGUCGAAGGACAGUGACGACAAUCUGGAUGCUGAUUGGUUGAAUAAUUAGACUGGAUUUCGUCCAAUUACAGAAUGACUUUGGAUUGUUUUUUUUUCUUCACCCCGUCGCCAAUUGUUAUGGCUUUAAUUUGGGUCGAUUUUUACCCUGUGCUAAUUGUUGUGUCCUUGACUGGAAAAAUUAGAGAGCAGCGUAUUUAUCGAUCGAUUACAGUGAUAUGUCCAUAGUUGAUUAAAUGCUCCUGUAUAGAACUAGUGAUUGUCUUACAUUCUCCUUUUACAAGCCGAGCCGGAUAGUGUUCUGAGGUGUGUUUGGAAGGUAGUCGCUUUGUUCGGCCUAUAUAACGAGCCCCACAUAAGCAUGUAAAUUUAUAAAUACACAUUGAUGUGGCCCAAAGCGAAAGUUUAUCUUUAACACAUCCAGGAAUAUUAGGCCGGCUUGAGAAAACAGUUCGGAGCUUGGCUGUGUAGAAAGUUAUAUUCAAUGAUUUUGAAAUCCGUUUAUUUAAGGUUUCAGUAGCCGUGUCUCCUUACAUAUUCAUGAACAGGGUUUUCUUUUGUACUGUUGAUACUUUCUCAUGAUGAAUUCUAGGUGUUAAGUUACUAUCGACAAAUCUAGGUGGAUAACCGUUUCUGAUGAGAGUUUGUCGAAGUUGAAUUAGUUCCUCAUCUAUUGUGUCAGUGGAACAGAUUCGCUUGAUCCUAGAGGAUAAACAGUGAAUUAAGUUCCUCUUUCUACUCAAUGGGACCCAACUAUGAAAAUUAGUGUACUGCCCAUUCCAAUUAGGUUUUUUAUAUAUGGAUCGCUGUAAAAAAACCUUCGGGCAUUCUUUUUAAUCGGACAUCAAGAAAUUAGAAUUCAUUAUUUACCUCUGCUUCUAAGGUAAAUUGAAUUGAGCGGUGACAAUUAUUGAAAUCCAAGUAACCUUAAGGAUUAACACAAAUGUUUUUUCCCAAUAUUACUUACUUACACCUGUUACUCCUCGUGAAGGAGCAUAGGUCGCUCACCAGCAUUCUCCAUCCAACCCUGUCCUGGGCAAUCCUUUCCAGCUCCUUCCAGUUGUAAUUCAUCCUUUUCAUAUCUGCUUCUAUUAUCCGACGUAAUGUGUUCUUUGGCCUUCCUCUUUUCCGCUUCCCUUCAGGAUUCCAAGUUAGAGCUUGCCUCGUGAUGC